UAUAUAAGUCCAGGCUACUGGUCACUGGUCAUCUCAUACACUUGAGGACAACAUGAAGUGUCAAAUCAUCCUGCUGGGACUGCUGUCCCUCACAGUGUACACGACUGAGGCCGCACGUCGCUUUAACGUUGCUGGCGUCACUCAACGUUUGAAGCUUCGGUCUCAUUUCCAUGCCACUCGUGAGGAACUGCGUGCAGAGCUGGGGCUUCGUGGCAUAAGCGCUAUCGUCCCCGGGGAAUCCCUCAAGACAGUUCGAGGCAAGAUCAAGCAACGUCUACAGCAGACCUAUGGGGGUCUGGAAGUAGUGGGAGGGAGCGUGGCCGCCGACGUCAACCCCAGCCUCGGUUACACAGGCGUCGUCAGCGGUGAACUUUUCACAUCACUGGAGGAAGAUAUUCCCAACCCUGAGGAUUGUGAGCAGACACGUGACACCGUCAAGAGGAUAGCUUUCACACAGGAGGGGGUCCUAGCGUCUCAAGUCACCAAAGUCAACGUCAAGAAGAACGUCUACGUCAAAAAAGACGGCGUGGCUCGUCUGACCUAUGAGAUCAACUUCUUUUACAUGAAGGGCAACAGACCCAGCCGUCCUUGCUACUUUAUCGACGCCUGUGACCUUACCACUGUCCGUUCCUUCAACAACAUCCAGAACAAAGCAGUAGAGAGACGUCAAGCUGUUGUACGACACCGAAGACAGUCUCCUGGGGAUGAUGAGUGUCCUGGCGAGAACACCACACCUGAACCAGAAACUACAACUGACAGUUGUGGCGGAGACCGACAAACUCAAGAACCCGUAACAGCCGCACCAACAACAGCAGGCCCCACUACAGCCGCACCUUCAACACCAAGACCAACUACAGCCGCACCAACAACACCAAGACCAACUACAGCCGCACCAACAACACCAAGACCAACUACAGCCGCACCAACAACAGCAGGCCCAACAACCUGCGGCAAUCCUGCUAAAGGGGAGGGUGGAAAUCUUAAAGUUGGAAAGUUCGUGUAUGGCGUUCCUCCUUUGUGCCUCAACACCACCGUCAGUGGCGCCACAUGCACUCUGGAAAACGCCUACGUCAAAGUGGUGGACUUAAACCAGGGUACAAAUAGGAACAACCGCGCCGCCUCUUCCUACACAUGUGCCAACGGUUAUGACGACGCCAUCAACGGUGCUUACUCCCCCGUCCUGGACGCCAUGAACUUUGGCACCAAAUCAGCCCGUAUGUUUAUCGAAUGGUACACGAUGACUCCCCUCAACUUCAAGCCAGUCCUAUUUGUUCACUACAGCAAUAACUACGAGAACGCCUUCUGGGAUGGCAGCAGCCUGACUUUCGGCGAUGGUCGAAGCACUUUCUACCCACUGGUUAACCAAGACGUUAUUGCUCAUGAACUUGCCCAUGGUGUCACCGAACAAAACUCCAACCUCAUCUACGACGAUCAGUCUGGUGGUAUCAACGAAGCCUUCUCGGACAUAACAGGGGAGACAACUGAGAUGUUUGCUCGUGGCUCUAACGACUGGUUCGUUGGAGCUGAAAUCUUUAAAAGCAGCAAUGGGGCCCUUCGUUACUUUCAAGAUCCUUCUCGAGACGGGCGUUCACUCAAGCACACCAGAGACUACAACAACAACGUCGACGUUCACUACAGCAGCGGCAUCUUCAACCACGCCUUCUACCAGCUCGUGGAGGUCAACAAAAUGCCCAUCAGAAAAGCGUUCGAAUGCUUCCUCAGAGCUAACGUCAUCUACUGGGGCCGAUCAACGACCUUUGAGGAAGGCGCUUGUGGCGUCAUGCGUGCUUGCUACGACCUCGGCUACGACUAUCUGGAGGUAAAAAAAUCCUUCCAGGUGGUAGGAAUCACUUUCAGUGGGUGUCAGGAGCCGACCUUUAUGGAGACGCUAUCUGACAGCGAGACCCUGACUGGUCUCACCGUCUCCUCUUCCCAUCGUCCCGUGUUUAUGUUGACGCCUCCAUCGGGAGCAACCCACGUCGUUGUGACGUCACCUACACAAGGCAACUCCAUCAACAUGGCCGUGUACGACAACCUGGAAUCACCCGCCCCACUAGCCAUGGCGACAGGCGAGUUGAGAUAUCAGCUUCCAUCUGGGUCACCGUCGCUGUACCUGCGUGUAUCUGCUGACGUGGGUAAUGACAUCACUGACGUCAACGUUCAAAUCACGUAUGAAUGAUCGUCAAUAUAUUACAGAAAAUAUGCUCUGUAGCUUUCAUUGAUUAAAGUAUACACAAGUUCAAA
Molecule: messenger RNA, 2244 nt
Organism: Haliotis rufescens (red abalone)
Lineage: Eukaryota; Metazoa; Mollusca; Gastropoda; Lepetellida; Haliotidae
Product: neutral protease-like
Exons: 3
Coding region: 53-2179 (708 amino acids)
Biological process (GO): proteolysis
Molecular function (GO): metalloendopeptidase activity
Source: RefSeq, a predicted model, not a curated record